AACAACCGUUGGUUUGGUUAUUUCUCAGUGUCUUAAAAAACAUGACUGAAUGAAUGUGGCUACUAUCCUAAUCCUGCUACGUGCCUCAAUAACCUCAACCACUAUUUCAUAUAUUCUCUCCUCAAUCCAAUACGCAAUUUCACUUGUUCACUUUCCAUGCUAUUACUCGUUUUCUUUCCAUGUCAAUAGCAGUUUCCUCCUUGGCAAAAAAAUGGAUGAGAAAUUGUGUUAUAGUUCUCAACGCAUUCAUAUGUUACGUUGUUUUUCUCAUCUUUGAUUUUCUAGAUGCUGUUUUAUGCGUUAUCUAUAGAUACCUCGAUGAGCGCAUUGAAGGGGUGGCUUCUCCUUGUUGUUGCUCUAAAUGGGAGAGACAGAAGAACAAGAAGAACAAGAUUAUGAUGAAUGAUGAUGAAGAUGACGGUCUUUCAGAUAGUUUGUAUGAGAGGAAGAACAUGUUUAGAGAAAUGGGUUUGGUUCAAUUUGGGAGGAAAAAGGAAGAUUCUAAUGGAAAAUGUGGUGGAAGGAAAGUGAAUAGUUGGUCUGAUUGUGGGUGUGAGUCUUGUCUUUCAUGGGUCAACGGUGAUGAUGAUGACUAUAAACUUCAUUUUGUUGUUAAGGAACCCUUCAUAGCUAGUGGCGAAAAUUGUAGAGGAGAGCCUUAUGAGAAUGUGAUAUUCUUGCAUGGAUUUAUGUGUUCUUCUUCAUUUUGGACACAGACAGUGUUUCCAUGUUUCUCUGAAAAUGUAAAUCAUAACUACAGAUUGAUUGCCGUAGACCUACUGGGAUUCGGAAAGAGUCCUAAGCCAAGAGAUUGUUUGUACACUUUGAAGGAUCAUGUGGAAAUGAUUGAGAAAUCUGUGAUUCAACCGUUGCAGUUAGGUAGUUUUCAUCUGGUUGCACACUCUAUGGGGAGUGUAAUUGCGUUGGCUUUGGCUGCAAAGUACUCCAAUUGUGUAAAAUCAGUUACCCUUGUUGCACCGCCAUACUCUUCUUCUGACGAAAAUGAUGCUUGUUUGAAAGCACUUGAAAAGUUUGCUGGAAAGAAAUUGUGGCCAAUGUUAUCCGCUGGUUCUUCAUUUAUGUCGUGGUAUGAGCAUUUGGGUCGAACUGUUUGCCUUAUCUAUUGCAGAAAUCACAGGACAUGGGAGAGGAUUCUAAAAUUCAUUACACGAAAGAGGGAUCUAAGUUUCUUGAUCACAGACAUGACUAGACAUACUCAUCAAUCUGCUUGGAAUUCCAUGCAUAAUGUGAUAUGUGGUGGAACAAAAUUCAUGGGUAGUUACUUGAAAAUUUUGACAAAAAGUGGAGUUAGAAUAAAUGUUAUACAAGGUGAUAGAGAUCAAGUUGUCCCUAUGGAGUGCGUGAGUAAGUUAAAGUUAAAGGCUCCAAAUGUUGAAAUUAACAUAAUUCCAAAUGCUGACCAUAGUACUGUGCUAUUAGGAAGAGAGAAGAAAUUUGCACAAAGUUUGGAGCAUACAUGGACCUCAUCUUGUUGAAAAUUUUGGGUAACUAGGAUACAUGAGAUUUUUGGUUUUCUUGAAUUAAGAGAUAUAUGUUGAUUGAGAAAUGAAAUAAAACAAGAAACAUUAUAGCAUAAUCUACGAUAUACCAAAAUGUUUGCAAUAUCAUGCUAGAAUAGAGUAUAUAAUGAAAUGAGAUUGGAUAAUGGAUUUAGUGAUAUAGAAUUAAUAUUUAAUGCUUUCUUUAAGCAGCACACAUACAAAUACU
Molecule: messenger RNA, 1728 nt
Organism: Lathyrus oleraceus (garden pea)
Lineage: Eukaryota; Viridiplantae; Streptophyta; Magnoliopsida; Fabales; Fabaceae
Product: probable lysophospholipase BODYGUARD 4
Exons: 4
Coding region: 180-1496 (438 amino acids)
Source: RefSeq, a predicted model, not a curated record